Molecule: messenger RNA, 774 nt
Organism: Rhincodon typus (whale shark)
Lineage: Eukaryota; Metazoa; Chordata; Chondrichthyes; Orectolobiformes; Rhincodontidae
Product: transmembrane protein 212
Exons: 3
Coding region: 1-774 (257 amino acids)
Source: RefSeq, a predicted model, not a curated record
AUGAAGGAGGAGAGAGAGGUAGAGAUGGAACGCUUAUACCUGUACAUCGGAAGGGCUCUCCUUUCCUUUGGGAUCAUCUCCAUUUUCUUGGGAAUCAUCACCUUCUUCCCAGUUUUUACCUACAAGCCCUGGUUUGCCGGAUGGAGUGCCAGGAUCGCAUGUCCCAUCUGGAAUGGAGCUGUGGCUUUCAUUGUCGGAGUUGUUAUGUUGCUUGCAGAGAGAGACCACAUCUCACGAUAUCUGAGACAGGUCGGCUUCACCUUCGCUAUUGUCAAUCUCAUGGCUUCACCCAUACAAUUCAUCAUUGCUCUGGCUGCCAUCCUGAUUGGUCCAAUCUGCUAUUACACCUUGGCUGGUAUUUCAGGCACAGGAUACCUGGGAUACGCUGUCCAGUUUCCAUAUCGAUACAGCCUUCCUGCUGUCUGUACGGACCCACCACUUUAUGAGUACUACCACCUCGUCCUUCAGCUCCUCAGCCUGAUCAUCAGCACUGCCAUCUUCUCCCUGUCUCUGGUUUUCUGUAUCAGCCUGAAAACGAGAUUCAACUCUACAGGAACUCUCACCGUAUGUAUUGUCGAAGUCACCCUGAAUCCUCCGGCCAAAAGACAAACAACCACGGCCGCAGGGAUUGGGAGAUUGAGAGCCUUUGUUUCUGAGAGCCUCCCAAUGGAGGAAAGGUGGUGGGGGAGGAGAGAAAGAACUUGCGUUUAUAUAGCGCCUGUCACAACCACAGGGCAGCCCAGAACAGUUGACAGCCAAAGAAGUACUUCUUGA